Plasmodium inui San Antonio 1 is the source of this 11562-nucleotide messenger RNA. RefSeq lists its product as hypothetical. Lineage: Eukaryota; Apicomplexa; Aconoidasida; Haemosporida; Plasmodiidae. The transcript is spliced from 2 exons. Gene Ontology annotation, biological process: regulation of DNA-templated transcription. The record is from RefSeq and is a predicted model, not a curated record. Gene Ontology annotation, molecular function: DNA-binding transcription factor activity. Bases 1 to 11562 code for a protein of 3853 amino acids.
AUGGAGAAGCAGUCCAAAACGGAAGGAGGGAAGGCCAGCAAAGAAGACAUCUACAAGAACUACAUGGAUGAGCUGAAUGUUCUACCCUCGAUGUUGCAAAGCAAAAAUCUGGACUCCUUCGCAUCGAAUUCCACCAUCGAUGAAAAUAAAUUAAUGAAUGUAAAUGAUCUGUGUAACCUUUACUUGGAUCGAAACCCCGACAAGGGAAUCAGCAAGCGGGUGGUAGAUGCACCCAUGGAGGAGGGGACCGGAGAAGCUAAAGAUAUGAGCUUUACCGGCAUGAUACGAAACAGCCCCGUGAUGGAUUUUUUAAAUACACCCAUUGUGAAUGACACUGGAGGGGGAAUCACCACGAACAGAGGCUUCAGCGAAGCGAGUAAAGUAGCCCCUCCUAGUGAACCUUCUCCGACUGAUCAGAUCGGAAUGGAAAGGAACCCCUCACAAGUGAACGAGGCGAACCAAAUCAACGGGGCAAUUUCUACACACAGAGACCAUUUUAACCUUACUCACAACAAGACAGGAAUGAAUGGGAAGGACGUAACAGCAGAAGAUUGGAAAAAAUGUAACCCCUCUUUUUACCACGAUAGUCCCAAUUAUGCACCACAAAAUGCAGGGGAGAAUCACCUUUGUGGUGACUCCAAUUGUCUAUGUAAUAAUGGAAAAAAUUCCUUCUACAGAAAUGGAAUUUUCCCCAACUGCAGUGAACAAAACGAGAUGGCUGGCCACUCCGAGGUCCAUAACGGUUACGACUACAGGUUCAUUAAGCAUUACCUAGAGCAGAGGCUGAACAGGCCAGGGAGCAUCCAGAAUGAGGAGCAGCGGGAACAGCAGCAGCACCAACUCAGCAACUUGGAUGAGAAAGCAUUUGAUGUGAAGGGCUAUUUCAAGGGGGGUUAUCUUCCAAGGGAAGCUACGCUACAGGCUGGUCUUUACGGUGAACCUGUCAUUGACCACGAGGUGAAGGACACGCAAGGGGUAACACAGGGGAAUGCACACACGGAUUCCGUCACGAAUGCCGUCACGAAUGCCGUCACGAAUGCAAUGACGGAUGCACACACGGAUGGAAGUACCCUUCCGCAUGUGCAGGCCUAUCUGCAGGGAGGAGUGCAGGACCCCGAGGACCUCCUCAAUGGCGACAUCCACAAGGAUAGUUCCGCCUCCUGUGACGAAUUGAAACGUUAUGCCAAUCAUAGCAAUGAAGAAUCCCCAAAUGAGGGGUUCAACAAAGGAGUGGAAGACAGCAUGGAUAACUGCAACUACGACUUGGCUAGUCACUCGGAAGGUAGGAACGUUGUCCCAGAUGAGCACACUAAUGAUUUAUCUGUCGAGAUGAAAAACCGAUCCGACGAUGGGGAGCAGAACCCAGACCAUGCGUUUAAAAAUAUCGCAAUGAAGAUCCAUCACUACUUGAAGAAUUACAGCAGCAAGAUGAUCUUCGAGGAGGGGAAGCAGCUCAAUGGUGGACCCCCUCCUGGGUUAGCCCAGGGAAGCACCAAACAUCCCGCUGCAAUCACUUCCACGGUGGCUACCGGUGUGGCUUCCCCUAUGACAACGCCUUUGGGCACCCCCCACAGCAGCCACAUGCACGCGUAUCCUGUCCAUAUAGACUACCCCUUCGGUAGAUACUCCGCGAAGGACAAAGUAACCCAGCAGGGAAGGAUCAAAAUAACCGUCCCGUUAUUUCUACUCUAUAUCACGAAUGCCUAUACCAUUGGUAACCCCAUUGGGGACCCCAUCGGAAGCACCACCAAAAGUGCAUAUGCAGUGCGUCGGAAGAGACUCAAAAAGAGAAUCAUCAAUGAGAUUAUUUCUGGAUUUAUCUACACGGAUGCGAAUAAAUACGUAGAACAGCUCUUAUGUAACAUUAAAAAUUGCUUCAUUCAGGUGUUGGAUUAUCUGAGGGACUAUAACCCUCAGUGGGUCUCCAGCAACAAUGGGGAUGCCUACUUCUACCACUUCAGGAAAAUUAUGGCAAUUAACAGCUCCUAUGUUGACGUCAAUUCGAUUGUCCAUUACGCCAGGGUACUCACCAACAUGAAGAAGAAGUUGACCGAUGGACGGGUUAGAUGCACACUGGGGAGGAGGGGUCUCGAUGGAAGCUCCUUGCAGGGGAGCAAUCUACACAGUAAGGUCUCCAUCCCAAGUGGGAAUGCCAAAAUGAUGCCCAUUUUAAAUACACUGCCUCCGAAUGCGAUAACCGCCAUAGUGAUGAAUGGAGAAAAUGACCCCUCUAGCGGGGGAAACUUCUACCAGGGGGUAAAUCACUCUGCGUUCAACCAACCCAUGCAUCACGCAGAUGGGAUCCACUGCCUCGGUAGGUCCCUAAAGAGAAAACACAGCCUCGGGGAGGAAAAAGAGGCAGAUGUAUACACCCAUAAGCAGAUAAAGACAGACACGAUCUCCACCGACGAGAAUUGUACAAAUAACGAGCCAAAUAGAGACGUAAAUGAGGAGGCAAAUAACGACGCAAACACCAAUGAACAUUCUUUUGUAAUGGGCGAACUGAGGAUGAACCAUUCCGAGUAUAGGCCUCAUCAAGGUCAGUACGACCCUAACGUUAUGGCUUCCAAGGACACAGACGGACUGCUCUGCAGAGAAGGCAUGAUCGAUGUCGAAGACAAAAUUUACUACGCACCCAGUGACAUGCGAACCAGCAUUGAAACGGUCAUUAACGAGAAUGCCAAGCCGGACAAGUACGAUGGUAAGUCUGGAUUGAAGAUUUACAGCGAAGAGGGCGAAGUGGACGAGGAGCAGGAACUUCAUGGAGAAGGGGCACAACCGAAAGAAGGAGUUGAAACCUUCGGAGAGCGUGACACCAAGACCCCCAAUGGGGAUUAUUACAUUCCUGUGGAGGAAGCUCCCGCCGAUGGGACACACCUAGAUGACCCAUUACAGAUUAGAGGUAGCCACGGUACGGAAAAAAACGACCUGGAUCCGAAGAAUCAAAAGGCACUAUCCCACCUGCAACAGUCUACAAAAAAGGAGGAAGCAUUCACUGGGAAGGAGACCCCAAAUGGGGAGGACGAAAGUGUCAUUGUGAAAGCGGGGCAGGAGGAGGAGGCAACACAUCCUUCCGACGAGCGUUGGAGUGCAAAAAACCAACAUAAUGGUAUCAUCAGCCGUGGCGAGGGAUUCGAUUUACAGUCAGGCAUAAUUCCCGCUGUAGUGGGGGACCCCAGUGAAGAGACUAACAAACCGCUGAACGUCCACCCCACUGUGUAUGAUGAAUCGGCCCUCUUUAACGAGCAGUACCUGAGUGUAUCCGCGAUGGACAAAUUAAAAUCCAAUGAGAGGAAGACAAGUGCAUCUGACAAGUUCGAUUCGGCGGAAUUCGAUUCUGAGGGGGUCGAUUCGGUUUAUCGAGCUAGCCAUUUUUCAAAUCGCUUGUCUUUGCCUCUAAGAAAGGCGAAUGAUCCGGCAGGGGGAGUGCCACAAGUGGAAGCAAUCGCAACAGUCGCCGCCGUCGAAGCUGAUACCAUUCACGAGGCUAACCCUGGGGAAAAUCAGCAUGAAUACCACUCCCAUGUGACGGAACCAGAAAAGCAAAAUCGCAAGGUGAAGAACCGACUGGUUUCUCUGAGCACCCCCAUGAAGAACUCCAUAAUGCACCUGAAUAUAAAUAAGAAGAAGAAGAAGAAAAAAAAAAUGAUGACGCAUUAUUUGAACGAAGUUAUGAGCAUACUCUUCUGCAACGAUAUUUUCAAUUAUGCAGUUAUCUUUACUCCGAUUUUGAAGAACCUAGGAGUGUUGUCUUCCUUGAGUGCAUACACCAUUAGCAACAUCCUAUUGAGACUGGACAAUUUUAAGCUGAUCGAGGUGGACAAGGGGAAGAUUAUGCAUAAGAAUACAAGCAUGCUCCUUCGUGGAGAGUUCCUUCAUACGAAUGAGAAGAUCGACUGCUUCGUUUGUUCACCAAAGGGGGGUGUUUUGGACGAGACAAGCAGUAAUAAUGCCAGGAUUGGUGGCAUGUAUGCUAAUGAGGCCAUCCUUUCAGGUGAAGAAGACAAAGCGCUACAGUAUCUACUGGUGCGAAGCAGUGUGCACAACAAUCUCCAUAACAAUCUUCAUAACUGCAUUGGGGGUAGUCGGGAUGAUCUCAUCUCGCACUGCGCCCACGGGGAAGGUCAAGCAGUGGACCCCUGCGGCAGUGGAGACAGCCUAUGCAAAACUCAACUGAUGCAUUUCAUUCGGGAGGUUCUAAUUCAGCACGGCGCACACAUUAACCAGAGCGUGGAACUCAGCUCGAAUGACAAUGAUGUCUUGGGGGGGGAAGCACCGAAAGAUGACAAUCACGGAGGCAGCAGAAAUGGGGAUGAGCCAAGCUAUACUGCUGCAGAAAAUGACAUCCGUGGGGUAAGUAAAAAAGUGCAAAAUAGUCAAUCGGACAGAGCAAACGGGGCGAAUGGGGAACAACCCCCCUUCGAUGAUAGUGCAGCCUCCCUCCAAACAGAAGAGAAGAAACAAACCAGAUACAAUUUUAGCCAACAGAAAGAUCAUCAUAGCAUAGAUUGCGAUUCGAGUCACGUCGGAAAAAGCAAUCCCAAUGGAAACAUUCUAAACAAGGAGAAUUUUUUUAAUCUGUUAAAAUGGUACUUAUCCGUUAAGGUCGCUGGUGUUUCUGAAAAACCUUCUAUCGGUAAAUCCAAUGUGAGUGCACAAUCGCGUCUGUGCGAUAAUGGAGGAGCAGGGGGCGACCUUCUGCUCAGCGCAGUGAGCGCGUGCAACCAUAUCCCGUCCGGUGACACCUUCCCGAGCGGUAGCUUCGCCGGCGAUGGGCCACAACAAAGCGACUGCUGCAAAACGGCGGACAAUAAGGACGCACUGGACGACAACAAAACGGUGGAUGCCGGCAAAGCGCUCCAUUAUGGGGCAUUCCCCUGCGGGAGUGUCCCCAACAUGUGUGCAGCCGGAAGUAACAAUCUCUGGGUAAACAUUCUCAGAGCACAGGGUGCAUUACAUCGGUGCAGUUCCUUUCAUGGAGAAGAGCCAACCAAUGCCAUUGCCAACAGUGGAAACAGAACCUGUCUGGUGCACCCAUCCGCAGGGUGGAACGAUGCAAAUCAGUUGCAAAACGAUCCGCAGUAUAAAGCAAACGUUUUCAUGCAUGCGAAUCAUCCCAAGUGUUCCCUCGUGGGUAUGCUGAACCAGCACGUAAGCCACAUUAAUGGUCUGUUCGGCGGAGGGAUGGCAGCAUGUACUCCUGACAGCCACCCCUGCGCGGAGAAGAUCAAACUGGCCAGCAACUUAAAUGAGAAAAAUGUUAAGAGCAGUCUCAUUAGUGAACCCAGUGGAUGUGAAAACAACAACAAGGGAACCAAUCCAUAUGGAGGUGAGUUAGGAAAGAUUCUUCUCAAUUUGAUUAAAUCUGGAGAAAUGAAUUUAGAAGGUUUGCCUUAUGAAAAAUUUCUUCUUGACUCGAAGAUGCUGGAAGAGACGAAUGGUUCAGCGGUGUCUAGACAUCCCUUGGGAGAAAACAACAAUGUGAUGUGUAAUGAGAUGUAUGGAGGGGAGCACCAUCGUGAUAAAACACAUGGUGGGGUGAAUAAUCCGUCCAACUGUCCCUGUUGUGUGAAGAAAGUAGUCGGUGGGGGCAAAGGCAACCUUAUCGACAUGCCAAACCAUCUGUCUAGCCAUCCGACCCAAGAACUGAUCAAUAAGAAUGACGGACAGGUAGGUAAGGAAGGGGACAUGACAGAGGAACAAGUGCAUGGAGAGGAAAACCUUCUAAAAAUGAACAAUAAUAAAUGCCCGGAUGGGAAGCUUUCCUAUGACAGUCUGAUUGACCCGGCCUGCACAAAUAGCAGCAACGGAGGUAUCUGCCAGAACUGCCAAAACUGCCCGAACUGCCAGAACUGCCGAAGCGGAUUAAUGCCCUCCACCGCCACCGCCUCAACAUGCACGCAUCAGAUCAGCAAGAGGAGUAAUAACCUAUGGAAGCUAUACCAUCUGUAUGAGCUCCUAGAGAAAGAGAAGAACGGCAAUCCUGCUGAUGAUAAGAUCUGCACUGAGAUGCAAAACGGAUUGAGAAAAUAUUUCACCAAGCAUGACUACCUCUUUUGCAAAGGGAGAGUUGGCCACCCCUUCUCCUCUUGUGAUCACGUAGGAGCGGAAAACGGGUGCGGACAGGAAGGCGCCAGUGGGAACGGUUGCAGUGGGAACAGAGUCCUAAGCGAUGGCUGCAAACUGCUGAGCGAUAGCUGCAAGCUGUAUGAACAAGAGUUGUAUUCACUGAACAAUCAGCUCUUACAUUCCAGGAGGGACAAUAUGCAGUUUACGUCUUACACGAGGGAAGACAGUGGAUUGUUUCCCUGCUUUGAUAAGGGGGAUGGGAAUGGCGGCUUCGCAGUAGCGAAUACCACCUGCGGAGCGCCGGGAAGUCACUUCCCCGGAGGGACAGCCGAGGAAGGAAUGUAUCCGCAUACCCACAGGAGUUACAAGAACCUCUUCUUAAAUGACGAAGAGAACCACAGGAAUGAACCGACCAUGUUAUUUCACGAUGGCAAUCACAGGACAAACAGAAUGGGUGGUGGUAGAAUGAAGGACUACCUGUCGUCCUUGUACAAUUCGAUUAUUUACAAAUCGGGCUUCUAUCCCACUGAGGGGUCUAACCAUAACGGUGCACAGAGCAGUGGCGGAAGUGGCAAUAUACGUUUCAAUUGCAAUAAUCAUGUGAAUAGAUGCACCGACUCGAGAAGAAGUAGCAACCUCUGUGACUACCUCACGAACUUUACCUACUCCAAUCCGAACGAGAAUUGCAGCGAUAAUGUCAGUCACGUGGACGAAUUGGGGAAAUUCCUUCUCGGAAGAGAACACAGCAACAGUAGGGAUGACAGUGGAGGCAGCAGAAGGGGUGGCAGUGGGGCUAGUGCCCGCCAUGGACUAGGUCGUCACAGCACUGGUAGGCACAGAUACCACCGCCUCGGAGGAGCAAGUGCCACCAAAGGGAGCAGCCACAAUAAAAGCUUCCCACACUUGUACAAAGAUGUAAUGACCUCCUUUGAUCACGGAAAGAUUAAGCAGUGUAAUAAACAUAUGGGAAACUCUCUUGACCUCUUCAGCGGAAGGAACACAACAGAUGACAUCAACUUGCAUCGUUACCUAACCAGGAAAAGACGAGAAGAAAUGAGUGACCAUAUCCAGAAAAAAAGGGCACUCCUAAGAAGAAUAAAAAAUGGAGAAAAUAUGACCGAUCAGGAGAUCAAUACAUAUCUGAUGAAAUUAUCUGCAGAUCCGACAGAAUAUAACUUAUUAAAAAAGUUCUAUCUCCAUGGUGGGGGGAUGGAAGAUCCGCACGAUGUGGACGCGGUGGAUUUGGAUCGGGUGCAUGACGAUGCGGCGGAUGUCGAUGCGGUGGAUGACGAAGCGGACGAUGACGACGCUGAUGGACGACGUGAUGACAUUGCCUUAGACGGUCGGGACCAUGACAUACAUGGGAAGAAAAAGAUACACAUGAAGAAUGGCUAUUUCAGUGGCAGAUCCACCGCAGGGGCCAGUGGAAAUCUGCUCAGAUCGGGAAGGCACAAAGAUAUAAAAGGCGGAAACAGCGUCGGAUGUAGCGUCGCUGGAAGUGGAGCCAACCAUGAAGACGACGAAAAUGUUAGUAGUGUCGAUUCGACGAAACUAGGAAUGAAAGACGAUCGAAGAAAGAAUGUUAACUUCUAUCUAAACAACUACACGGUGGAAUAUGGAAGGGGAAGGAGAAACAAAGUCCUGAAUCAAAAUUAUAUGAAGAACUACCAGAUGGAGAGUAGAUAUUAUGGAAGGAGGGAAUCUUCCACUGGUGGUGCGGGAGAAACAGGGAUGAAUGGUGUGCAUGGCGCUACGAAUGGCAAGGCAGUACCCCCCAUGGAUGCUGAUCAUAGGAGUGGUAAACUCAAUGGCUCUUGCUACAUAGGAAAUGGAAGAAAUCACAGCAAAGACAAGACAAAAUUGCACAUGGAGACGACAAGGACGACGAGCACGGCGACGACGGCAACGGCAACAACAAACCCGGCUGGUAGAGGAAACAAUGCCACUGGAAGAGGAGGAAUCGGAUCCAGGAGAAUGAACACGAAAGGGAGGAACAACGCAGUUGUCGAUCCGAACGAAAACUACGAAUAUAAAAUGUCAGCAUCGGAGCUGAAGCCCCAGAGAGGAGUCUACUUCGACCGAUCGCAAAAGGCAUGGAUAGGUAGCUGGUACGAGGAAGGGAAGCAAAUCAAAAGGAGAUUCAAAAUUAAAUACUACGGCUGGGACGAAGCUCGUAAUUUAGCCACCAAGGCCAGAUUCGCCUUCGAAAAUAGGACCAAGCAUAUAAAGGGCGCCGGCAAAAAGGGCUCCUCUGCUGCGGCGGCGGCGGCGACGACGACGACAGCGGCGACUGCAGCAGCUUCAACCAAUUGCGAUGCGUCCAAUGAUGUCACUUCCAGCGGAGCGAACGAUGGGACGGAGGCGGUCAAUGCGGAUGGCUCCGGACAGUACGCACGCGCGGGGGGGAAGGAAGAAAACGCGGCGAAUCUGAAUGACAACGGAACGAAUGAAGACAAUGCCAACGGCAACCAUGGUGCGAGUGCUCCCCAUUUCGAAAGCGGCAGCUACGUAGACGGGACGAACAGGCGAAUCAUGUCGAGAAGAGGUGGAGGCGCGUACCUGCCGAGCACCAAUGAAGACAACGCAGUGGACUCGAAUAGCGCUCCUAAGAAUAGACGAGAUGGACGACGAGGAGGGUCCACCAUGUACACAGGGAAUACAAACAGAGGAAGGGAACAUAAAAUGGGAGAUGAGAACGAUCCCAUGAGUGGCAAAGGAGGAGUGGCGGGACUGGCCGCCGCUGCAACCGGCGACGAGGACGAGGACGGCCUUCCAUCAGAGAACCAGAGAAAAUUAAGGACCAAUAACAACCCAGGGGAGGGAAGCAACAAAAAUGGCGUCCCCUACGCAGAUGCCAUCAAGAACAGCGAUGUGGGAGAAUCCACAAACGGCUACGAAGCCGGGGAAAGGGGAAAGUAUCCUUUUCAGCAUCACCAGGUGGAUUAUGAGGGGUACCAUCCCGCCUAUGAUAAUAAGAAGCGGAACAUUGGAAACGCCAAAGGUGACGUCCGAGGUGGAGCGUGCAAGAAUGGAGGUGCCUACGAUGGUUAUGCGGGGAAGUACGCGACCGACUACAAGGGGAUCGAGAUUGACCUGUUCAGCGACUGGAAUGAGUAUCACCGGGCGUGUACCGCUGUUAGUGGUAGGUAUGAGGCUGGAGCCAGGGGAGACUAUCCCGUGAGUGGCCUGAGCAGUGUCAACGGAAUGAACGACCUGGAUGGAGGCAAAGGCAAGGGGAGACAACACCUGUCCCAGGCCAGCGCCCUCCGGCAGUACAACGAUUGUUACGUAAAGGGUGGUUACCCGGAUGGGAAGCCCAGCACAGAGCACGCAGCGGAGGAUGAAGGUGUGCCAAAAAAGAAAAACGAAAAUGAGCAGUACGGUACCUGUGUCAGCAGAGGAGGCAGGCGAAGGAUUAACAGCAAUGGGAACACCGCGCGGAACCCUCACGAGAAUGAUCCUGAGCAUGACGACGAUGAAGACAUGAACUACGAUUACUGCAAUCAGAUGGGGACAAGCAGGAAGGAUCGAGCAAACAGAGAAAACCAUCUCAGUGCAACAGAAGACAAAAAUAGAAAUACGUGUGCAAAGUACCCAACAGGGAAAGCAGGAGACAAUGUCAUCACGUACGCAAAAUCGAAUAAUAAAAAAUCCAGUGAAACGAAUCAAAUUGAUCACUCGGUUCUUCUACCCCAGGGGGUGUUCUAUCAGGACUCCAAAAAAGCUUUCUGUGCCAACUGGUACUCGAAUGGGAAGCAGGAAAAAAGAUAUUUUUCGAUUAACAAAUUUGGUGAAGAGAGAGCACGAAAUUUAGCCAUUGCCGCGAGGAAGAAGUUCGAAAAUGUUUAUAAGAAGAACCACAAUGUGGGAAAAAAAGAUGCACACUAUGCUUGUACCAUGAUGAAAACGGAAUCAUUCGACGAUGUAAAUGGACUGGAUGGCUACGACAUAGGGGAGACCUUCCACGAGGCUAGCAAUAACAAUAACAGCAGAAGUAACAAUAGCAGACAGGGCUGUGGCAGCCAUGGGGGGAAAGGGAGCCCUACGCACACGGGGAAGGGCGCAGCGGCGAUCAAUGCGGCGCUGAUCGCAGCAACCGGGAUGAAUGGCCUAAACCAGGGGGGCAGGAGUGGCGUAGGGCACAAUAGCAAAAGUGGCCCCAAUCACGAGAUGGACACUCUUGAUGUGAAGAAGGUACACAUUAAUAACGGGGGAAACGGAAAAACGGUCGGAGUAGGCGCGCCUCCUUUGUCUGCGCCCCCCACGACCAGCAACGACCACCUGCAUUACGUGCAAAAUGGCUACGUCAAUGGGAAGGACUACUCCAAUUGUAAGGAAAACAAUCUCUAUGGGGAAGAUCUUUACAGGGGGGGGGCUCCUCUUCCCUGCAGAGGCGACCUCCUCCAGGGGGACCCCAGAACAGACGGAGUGCACCAAAACGUCAUGUCACUGACGCCCCCAAGUGAGGGCAUCCGAAUGAACCUUGUCAGCCCGAAUGGGAGUAGCACUCCACCCUACACGACUAACAACACGGAAAAGGAAAACACCAAACUUGUGAGUAGCCCCGUCGGAAGCAAUAGCACCACUGACAUGGUAAAUAAUAACAUGGCCGAUUCUGUGCUCAAUGGCAGAGUAGGGGCAACCAACUUCGACGGCGAAGCUCUUCAGAACGAUUUACAGAUGAGCAUCAUCGCGCCCUUAAGUAACAUCGCUAUCGCAGGAGCAACCAAUCCAAAUGAUAACGAAGGUGCUGACCCGAACGGAUUACACGACGGAAAUGGUAUGGACAGUGCCCUCCUCGGAACCAACGUGGGAGGAAGUGCCACUCCCCCAUUCGGAACCAGCAACGGCAGCAGCAACGGCAGCAGCAACGGCAGCAGCAACGGCAGCAACAACAACAAUAACAGCAACCUUUUUAUUGGCCCAAACGACGUGUGUGUUCCCGGAGCAGAGGACCAAAACGGGGACAGCAACUUCUACACGGGGGCGACGACCAACAAAACAAACGAGAUGAUGCACCUCUACGCGGCACAAAGUGAGAGGCUCAGUAAAGGAUUAACAGGCGAAGAGCUUACUCCUGUUGAUGCCCCCUUCGAUCCGAACGGAAAGGAGUUUUCUUCCACCCCGGAUUAUUACAAUGGCAACAAACAGGGAGCGAAAAAUCCCUUCACGAGAAACAUCAAAAAGGAGAUCGACGAUAUGAGCAUGUACAGCAAGUUGGAAAGAAUGGACAAGUCCAACUCCUCCACCCCUGCGGGGGUUUACAUGAUCAGAAUCAACGGCAUUGUUCAGGCGUGGAGGGCCGAGUGGAGAAGCCCCAGCGGGUGUAAGCGCACCAAGAACUUCGGCAUCAACACCUAUGGAAGCAGCUUGAGCAAAAAGCUCGCCAUCGAAAUGCGGGCCAGGAUGACGGGCGAGUGCCUCGUGUCGGACGACGGCACUGUCUUUGACUACACCAAUAAGAAGACCCCCAAUGGUGCCAUCCGCGAUUAG